AUGGUCUUUUGUUUUUGCUGUGUUCAUUCACAGAACAAACCAACGUAUCAAUAGGCUAUAAUUUAAUAAAUAUAUAUAUAUAUAUCUAAUUAUUUAACUAGGAAUUAAUGAUUAAUUUCAUUCAUUGUGUCAAAGGGAGUGAAACAGAUUAUUUCCCUCCAUACUAUCAGAAAAAGAAAGGUGUUGAAUAUCACCUUUUACAGGACCUGUGGGUAUUUAGCUGGAAUUAGUUUUAAGUGAUCACCUUCAUCCUGAUGGGAGUGUUCCCUUCCAGGGUGCCACCGGACACAAAGGGACAAAAAAGGGAUAGCAAACAAUAAAAAUAUAUAGUCUUUAUGACCUCCAGCUCUAAAAAACAACUAAACAGUUAUGGGACAUUUUGUGUCUAUUUGCUAUCCAGCACCAUUAUCAAAACACCAAAUCUGGGAAUAUCUUUUAAAACGACAUCCAGACUAUCAGAUACCUGGAGAGUUAACGCCAACUCUUAUAGGAGGGGUUGUCAUCUUAUUUCGCCGUAUUAUUACCUUAAAUCAAUCUCUAAUAUGAAGCAUCUCAAGGAGAUUGCUGUUGUGAUUUGUUGAGAUUUCAAUCUGAGAGCGAACUUCGGGACACUGCACACUCACAGGUGAAUCAGCCAGUAAAUUGCCCUGUGCUAAUAAAACGUGUUUUAUUCAGCAUAACUGUUGCUUGUGAUUAAGUGUAUGAAGUUCUAAGUACAGCCAAGGAAGUAGAGAGCAGUUUUCCAUAGAUAUUGGAGCAGUUGUAGGAGUUUUCUUUCCUGCAUUUUUGCUUUUCUUGGAUAUUCUAAUUCAAACAGACUGACGGAGUAUUUACACGGUGUUGUAGGCAAAAUCUAAAUGAUCUGUGAAGGGGGAUGAUGGGUAAACAGUAGAGGGCAGCAGUCGGAGAGCUAAUGGGCUGGCUGAAACGUGACGAAGUGAAACAGGAAGUGCGUCAUUGUGUUUCCUUGUUGACGUUUUGUUUUAGGAAAAGGCGGCAAAUGGUGAUAGGGCACAGGUCUGUUUCUAGGGCUUGGCUUCAGUUUGUUCGUGGUUUCUGCAACGUUCACCGCAGCACUGACGGACAGUGGUCGGAGAUGGCGGGUAAGAGAGGAGCGCUCAUCGUGCUGGAGGGGGUGGACAGGGCCGGGAAGACCACGCAGUGCAGCAAGCUGGUUCAAGCUCUGCAGCAGAGCGGCAGGCCGGCUGAGAUGAUGAGAUUCCCCGACAGGACCACGACGAUCGGACAGCUGAUUGGGGCUUACCUGGAGAACAAGAGUGAUUUGGAGGACCACACGGUGCACUUGUUGUUCUCUGCAAACCGCUGGGAGAUGGUCAGAAACCCAAUGGAGGUUUUUUGUCUUCUUCAGGGCUUCCGCCUGGACUGGUGCAUGCAGCCUGAUGUGGGACUGCCAAAGCCAGACCUCGUAAUGUUUCUGCAGCUGAACCCGGCCGAGGCUGCUCUCAGAGGACAGUUUGGGCAAGAGAGAUACGAGACGAGCGUCUUCCAAAGAACAGUGCAACAGCGGUUUGAACAGCUGAUGAAGGAUCAGACAGUAAACUGGCAGGUGAUCGAUGCAGCACAGAAUAUUGAAAAUGUUCACAAAGACAUCACAGCCCACAGCCUCAAUGCCAUCAACAAAGCACAGAACCUGCCGCUCGGAGAGCUCUGGAGUGAAACUCUUCAAAACUAAAGUCCUCUCCUGCACCCCACAAACUUCAUCCCACACGUUUACUUGAGUAAAAUAUUACGUCCCACACUUGUACAAGUCAAGAGAGCUAUACAAAUUGAAAUUCAGCUCUUUUUAUUUUUGCUUUUUUCAUUCUUUUACAUAACUAUUGUUCUGUCACCUGCCUAUAUACUGCUUUGAUUAAAUAAAUAAUCUUCCAAUGGA
Maylandia zebra (zebra mbuna) is the source of this 1894-nucleotide messenger RNA. The record is from RefSeq and is a predicted model, not a curated record. Lineage: Eukaryota; Metazoa; Chordata; Actinopteri; Cichliformes; Cichlidae.